AUGAACUUUCGGCUUCGCGACAAUACAGUGACCACGGGGUCAGCAGCCUCGUCAGCAGCAGUUCCGGCUCAGCAGCAGCAGCCAGGACCUCUGCCUUCACCGCUUGAGACGCAGAAGCCGGCGCCGACGCAUAAGCAGCUAAGCAGCCGACCUUUGCCGACGCUCUCAACACAGACAGUUACGACGACGACAGUUACAACAACAACAGUUACGACAUACCCGCCGUUGAAGAUCCCUCGGGUGGAUAAGCAGAAGGAGGUGAAUGCCAGGAUGUACCCGCUGGCGCGGGCGAAGGCACCGGCGGCGCUGGAGCAGUUUGCGCUGGAGUCAAUGGGGCAGCAGUUGUACUUUGAGUACAAGGAUUUGGCGGACGCUCAGAAUGAGGUACAGUGA
Messenger RNA from Linderina pennispora, 393 nucleotides. RefSeq lists its product as uncharacterized. The coding region runs from base 1 to 393 and encodes 130 amino acids. Lineage: Eukaryota; Fungi; Kickxellomycota; Kickxellomycetes; Kickxellales; Kickxellaceae. The record is from RefSeq and is a predicted model, not a curated record. The transcript is spliced from 2 exons.